This is a messenger RNA of Rhizoctonia solani, 4599 nucleotides long. RefSeq names its product Retrotransposable element Tf2 protein. The transcript is spliced from 3 exons. The record is from RefSeq and is a predicted model, not a curated record. Bases 1 to 4599 code for a protein of 1532 amino acids. Lineage: Eukaryota; Fungi; Basidiomycota; Agaricomycetes; Cantharellales; Ceratobasidiaceae. Gene Ontology annotation, biological process: DNA integration. Gene Ontology annotation, molecular function: nucleic acid binding.
AUGGUCUGUGAAGUCUCCCUUGAGCGGGUCACCCGCCUUCUCCUUGGCCUCCUCAGCCAAGUUGAGAACAUCAAGCAAAAGCUCAAAGAAGUCAAAGAAACAGGGAUCAAAACCCAAACCAACGUUGAGAACAUUUCUCAAACAGUUGAUGUUGUCAAGGAUGGGCUUAGGAGCCUCCAAUCCCAUGGGCCAAGGACCCCAGAAACCAAGCCCCCAGCCGUGGAAGCAACGCCAUGCCCCCUACCAAAAGCCAAGCCUAUUGGAUUGGCUAGUGGGCCUUCCUUCUGGCCCAAACAAAAAGGGCUCCCUAUCUUUGCCCAACCACAGCCACAGAGAGUACUACCCCCACAAGUCCCUUCUCCCCCUCUGGGUCUCCAAUCCCCAAUCAGAGCAUCCAUCCCUCCUCCACUGGCUCCAGUUGCCACAUACCCUGCCCUGGUCAAAGUAGACCAUCCAGAUGCCUAUACAGGCAAGAUUGGGAGUGAAGCCAAACAGUGGCUCACAAGGAUGCUGGCUUGGACACAGCUGAAUUCCUGCAUGUUCCCCACCAACCAGGAAGUACUAUCCUUCCUCUUGAUGAACAUGAAGGAUACGGCCGGGGCCUGGGCCCACCCACACCUUGACCAGCUUGGGUCACACUGGGCCAUCAUUCAAACGGUGGAAGGCUUCAAAUUGGAAUUCUUGGCGGCUUUUGGUGACCCUGAUGCCACUAGGGCCACCAAGCGGAAGAUCACAACACUUACCCAGUCCGGCACAUGCGCGGAUUACAUCACAAAGUUCAGAACCCUAGCAAUGGAACUGGACUGGAACAACGCGGCCCUCCAAGGCCAGUUUGCCUGCGGCCUCCACUGGGAGGUCAGCUGCCAAAUAGCAACCUGCAAGCACCAACCCCACACCCUUCUCAAGCUGCAGAACGCAGCACUUGUCAUUGACAAUGCUCUCCGUGAAGAGCGUGCUAGCCACCCACCAAGGGACAAUAAGUCUAGCAAACCAUCCAACCCUGCAAGGGGGACAAGUACCAGUCAAGUCACAUCCAGUUUGAAGAAGCUCUCCAACAAUCCCAACUUUGUGUUGGAGGAAGAACAAAAUUGCUGCUGCGCCGCAGGCGCCUGUAUCAAGUGCAGAAAGAUGGGUCAUAAGUUUGUGGAAUGCCGCACAGGCUGGAAGGCAACCCCUGUUGAGGACAAGGGGAAAGCCAAGGAAACCGCCAAAACUGGCAAAGACUCCAAGUAUCAAUUGGGAAAAGAAAAUAGACCCCUGUUCACAAUUCCAAUCAAACCAGAGAAACAAGCGGACACUCUAGAAGUCCUGAUAGAUUCAGGCGCCACAUCAUUGUUCAUUCAUCCCCACACCGCUGAGGCUCUACACCUACCACUCAUUGACCUUCCGCAACCCCGUACUGUUACUAUGCUUGAUGGGUUGAGCCCCCAGGCUGGAAAGAUUUGGAAAAAGGUCCACCUGACCUUCCUUUUUGAUGGCAAGCGCAUGACAGAAACCUUCCUAGUCUGCAACACCGGAUCACACGCUGCCAUCCUAGGAAUCAAAUGGCUGGAAAACCACAACCCCAAAAUCAAUUGGAAUUCACAAACACUCUCCUUCCCCCAUACACCGCCAGAACAUGUGGCUAUUGCCAAGGAGGAGGAAGCUGACAAGAACCCUCUUGAAGGAGUACCCCCAGAAUACCACCAAUAUGCCAAGGUAUUUGGGGAGGAAGAAUUCAAUAAGCUUCCACCGCACCGGCAUUAUGACAUAGGGAUUGAACUCACCAAAGAAGGCCCUCUCAACUUGCCCCUCUAUAGCAUGACUGACGCCGAAUCCGCCACCCUCAAGGAUUGGCUUAGGGAUGAGCUCAAGGCUGGGAAAAUCUGCCCCAGUAAAUCAUCCAUCAGCUCCCCUGUUAUGUUUGUGCCAAAGAAGGAUGGUUCCUGUUGUCUAGUAGUGGACUAUUGCCGUCUCAAUAACCGGACUAAGAAGAACGUCUACCUGCUACCCCGUCCAGAUGACCUCAUGGCCCAGCUCCGCAGCGCCAAGGUCUUCACUAAAUUAGAUCUGAGAUGGGGCUAUAACAACAUCCAAGUUAAGGAAGGUGACAAGUGGAAGACUGCCUUUUGCACAAAGUAUGGGCUGUAUGAAUCCCUGGUAAUGACUUUUGGCCUGACAAACGCCCCUGCCGCUUUCCAACACUUCAUGAACAAGUUGUUCAAAGAUUUAUUGGAUGUAUGCAUCAUCAUCUAUCUUGAUGACAUCCUCAUUUACUCUAAGGAUGACGCAUCCCACACCCGGCACAUCCAUGAAGUCCUACGGCGUCUCAUGAAAAAUCAGCUAUUCUGUAAAGCCUCAAAGUGCACCUUCCAUGUGACAUCUGUGGAAUACCUGGGUAUCAUUGUCUUGGAUAAGGGUUUCAGCCUGGAUAAGCUCAAAAUCCAGGCUGUUCAAGAAUGGCCUACCCCUACUAAAGUCAAAGAAGUUCAAUCAUUCCUGGGUUUUGCCAACUUCCUCCACCAAUUUGUUGCCAAUUUCAGCCACAUGGCUAGGCCCUUGCAUAACCUUGUCAAGAAAGACACACCCUGGAAAUGGGAGACAAAGGAACAAGAAGCCUUUCAGGGUUUAAAGAACGCCAUCACCAACGCACCGGUCCUUUGUCAUGCCAACCCAGAAAAACCCUACUUCUUGGAAACAGACGCCUCAGGAGCAGCACUAGGUUCCAUACUCAGCCAACAUCAGGAAGAUGGCCGCCUCCAUCCGCUAGGUUUUCUAUCUGAGUCAUUUAAGGGUGCCAAACAGAACUACAACACCCAUGACAAGGAACUUUUGGCUAUCAUCUGCUCCUUUGAGUAUUGGCGUAUCUUCCUAGAAGGGACCCUGCAUCCCAUCACUGUCUUCACGGAUCACUGGAACUUGGAAUACUGGAAGGAAUCCUGCACCUUCAACCAACGCCACGCCCAAUGGCACCUCCUACUGGCCGGUUAUAACUUCCAGAUUGUGUACAGACCCGGUAAACAGUCAGGAAAACCAGAUGCACUUUCCCAAAGGUCAGACCACGCUGACAUUCCACCAGAACCUCAGUCCAUGCUACCAGACCCUGUAUUUGCCAAUGUUGCCCUAGUCACGCCGGAAAAGGAGUUACAAUGCCAAAUCAAGCAGUCCCUAGACCAAGACAAAUCCCUGGAAGAGAUCCUCCAAUUCCUCCAAAGCAAGUCAAAAGCCCUGCCUUCCAUCAAACGUGCCUUCAAGGACUAUGAAAUGGAAGCAGGAUUGUUAUUCUACCAAGGGCGCAUUGUAGUACCAGACGUGGGCACCCUGAGAACGGACUUACUUCAAAUCUUCCACAAUAGCCCAUUGGCGGGACACCCUGGCAGACAACAAACCCUGGAACUGGUAUCCAGGAACUACUACUGGCCUGGCAUCCGUGCAGAUACUUACUGGCAUGUCAAUUCCUGCAAGACUUGCCAAUGGAUCCAGAAACCUAAAUAUGCGUCCAUCCCUCCUCAGCCUUUGGAACUACCCUCACGCCCCUGGCAGCACAUGUUGUAUGAUAUGAUAGUAGACCUGCCCAAGGACGGAAGCUGUGAUUCUAUCCUGGUCAUUGUGGACAGUUUUACCAAAUACGCCAUCUUGGUAGAAUGUUCCAAAAAGCUCAAAGCUCUGGAAUUGGCAGAUUUGUUCCUACGCCAUGUAUGGAAGCGCUACAGCAUGCCUGAGAAGACAGUAUUGGACCAAGGACGGGUCUUCAACAACAAGUUCCUGAAGGCCCUGUACCAGCGCCUAGGAAUAGACCCCCACUUCUCCUUGGCCUAUCACCCACAAAGUGAUGGACAGACCAAGCGCGUAAACCCUACGGUCAAGCACUUCCUACGGGCCUACUCAGGAAUCAACCAGAAGGACUGGGUAAAGUGGCUACCAAUGGUGGAGUUUGCCUAUAACAAUGCAGUUCAUAGCGCCACAGGCAAAUCCCUGUUCAAGGCACUCUAUGGAUGGGAACCCUCACUCACACCAAGCAACAUUCCAACCAACGUCCUGGAAGCCAACGACCUGGCCUCUCAGAUGGAAGCACAAUGGCGGGUAAUAGAAGCAGCGCUCCGGCAAUCAAAGACAUGCAUGACAGCUGGAGAAACAGGAGAACCAAUAAACUUUGAAAUUGGAGAAGAGGCCUGGCUAGACGCCAAAAACGUGAAACUAAAGACCCUAAGUCCCAAGCUAACAGAACAAUGCCUAGGCCCCUUCAAAGUAACCAAGAAAAUCUCCGACUGCGCAUACCGCCUAGAACUCCCGCCAUCCAUGAGAAUCCACAAUGUCUUCUAUGUGGGAUUACUGUCAAAGGUGAAAAGGGACAAUAAGCGCGCAUUUGAAAACCAGCUGCCUCCAGUCACUGUGGACAGAGAAGAGGAAUACGAGGUAGAAGGAAUCACGGACAUGGAAAAAAGGGACAGAAAAUGGUUUUUCAGGGUAAAAUGGAAAGGCUAUGGAUCAGAGGAAAAUACCUGGGAACCAAGGGAAAACCUCAAGAAUGCCGAGAAAAUUCUGAAAAAAUUCGAAAAAGAAAUGAAGGAAAAGGCCCUCGGCGCUGCCAAGGCCCUUAGAGGGGGGGCAGUGUUGUAG